Lichtheimia ornata is the source of this 903-nucleotide messenger RNA. RefSeq lists its product as uncharacterized. The coding region runs from base 1 to 903 and encodes 300 amino acids. Lineage: Eukaryota; Fungi; Mucoromycota; Mucoromycetes; Mucorales; Lichtheimiaceae. The record is from RefSeq and is a predicted model, not a curated record. Gene Ontology annotation, molecular function: protein C-terminal S-isoprenylcysteine carboxyl O-methyltransferase activity. Gene Ontology annotation, biological process: C-terminal protein methylation. Gene Ontology annotation, cellular component: endoplasmic reticulum; membrane. The transcript is spliced from 4 exons.
AUGACAGAUAAUAUUGACCACUUGCGGGCUGUCAUGGGAAGUGACGAUGACGACAAUGACAUGCAGUUUGAGACACGACAGACAGUGAGUGAGCAGCCAGCAACAACAUCGGGCAAUCGCAUCAGGCUCGUUCGACCAUCGUCGACCAUGGAUCGUGGAACGUGGAGCGAGUUUUCAAGUCAUCAAGAACCAGAGCGACCAUGUCAAGACACCAUUCGUUUAUUUGAUGGGGAGAAUACGCCACAAAACAUAUCGUCUUAUGGGUUCCUGCUUGGUAUUGCGUGUGGUGGCGGGCUUGUGUUUGCUUUCUUGUCCAACAGCUCGUCAUGGCAUGUGCCUCAGUUUGGAUUGUUCCUUGCAGCAUUGGCGUUGUUCCACUUUUUGGAGUAUCUUGCAACAGCUCUCUUUAAUCCUGACAAGCUCACUCUUGAUUCUUUCCUUAUCAAUCACAGUGCUCAUUAUCAUGCUGCUCAUGCUGUCGCUUUCUUGGAAUUCAUGAUUGAAUACUACUUUUUCCCAUCAUGGAAGACAUUUGGAAUGCUCAAUUAUCUUGGCCUGGCUCUUGUGAUUGUGGGACAAGCAUGCCGAACAGUGGCCAUGUUCUCUGCAAGACACAACUUUUCGCAUCACAUUGCUGAUUAUAAAGCAAAAGAUCAUGUUCUUGUUACUCACGGCAUCUACAGCAUUAUGCGACACCCCUCGUACUUUGGAUUCUACUGGUGGGCAGUCGGCGUGCAAUUCCUACUGAUGAACCCAAUUUGCCUCAUCCUAUUCAUCUAUUGGCUUCAACGUUUCUUUGCCGAACGCAUCACCUAUGAGGAAUACACCUUGCUACGCUUCUUUGGAAAUGAUUGGACUGUAUACAAAGCCAAGACACCUACAUGGAUGCCAUUGAUUCCCUAG